This is a messenger RNA of Brassica napus (rape), 1979 nucleotides long. RefSeq names its product glycosyl hydrolase 5 family protein-like. Gene Ontology annotation, molecular function: hydrolase activity, hydrolyzing O-glycosyl compounds. Lineage: Eukaryota; Viridiplantae; Streptophyta; Magnoliopsida; Brassicales; Brassicaceae. The record is from RefSeq and is a predicted model, not a curated record. The transcript is spliced from 5 exons. Bases 292 to 1875 code for a protein of 527 amino acids.
UCGCGAUGAUCCACUGAUUUAUCAUCUUAUCUUAGAAUAGAUAUACAAUCCGAAUGUUUUAACAUAAACAAUUAUCCAAAAUGUGUGGUAAGAAGAUAUUUAUCCACAGUGUUCCGCAAUAAUCUAAAAAAGAAGAAAACGUUGAAGCCUAUCAUCAAACUAAAACCCUGAUAUAUAACAGUCAAUUAUCUAUAAAAUAACUCAACAACUCCCCUAAUAUUAUGACAAAACCUUUGAUUUCAUUCUAUAUAUAUACUAGAUAGUUUUCCUCAAACAAAAUCAGUAAUAGAUAUGGCAAAAAAAAUCUUUCCCUUAACUAUCCUUUUGUCCUUGCUCUUGUCAUCAAUAUCUCUAACCCUAGCAACAGAUUAUCCACUCUCCACGAAGUCACGAUGGAUAGUCAACAAGAGUGGCCACCGUGUGAAGCUAGCUUGUGUGAACUGGCCUUCACACCUUAAGCCAGUAGUGGCCGAGGGGCUGAGCAGCCAGCCAAUGGAUUCAAUAUCAAAGAAAAUAAAAGAAAUGGGUUUCAAUUGUGUUAGGCUCACUUGGCCACUUGAGCUAAUGAUUAAUGACACUCUAGCCUUUAAUGUUACCGUUAAACAAUCAUUUGAGAGAUAUGGAUUGGAUCAUGAGCUUCAAGGGAUUUACACUCACAAUCCAUCCAUUGUCAAUACUCCUCUUAUCAAUGUAUUCCAGGCCGUGGUGUAUAGUCUGGGGAGAAACGAUGUGAUGGUGAUACUUGAUAACCAUAAGACCGUACCGGGUUGGUGUUGCAGCAACGAUGACCCGGACGCGUUCUUUGGCGACCCGAAAUUCAAUCCAGAUCUAUGGAUGUUGGGUCUUAAGAAGAUGGCCACAAUCUUUAUGGACGUGAAUAACGUUAUUGGUAUGAGCUUGAGGAAUGAACUUAGAGGUUACAAUCAUACUGCAAAAGAUUGGUACACGUACAUGCAAAGAGGAGCAGAAGCAGUGCAUGGAUCAAACCCUAACGUUCUGGUCAUACUCUCCGGGCUUGACUUCGACGCUGACCUAACUUUCUUAAAAGAUCGUCCAGUGAAUCUUAGCUUUAAAAAAAAACUUGUUUUGGAGCUUCAUUGGUAUGCUUUCACCAAUGGUACUGGUCAAUGGAAAUCACACAAUGUCAACGAUUUUUGCAGCCAAAUCUUCACUAAGGAGCAUCGUACUGGAGGUUUCCUUCUCGAUCAAGGCUUUCCUUUGUUCUUGAGCGAGUUCGGGACCGAUCAAAGAGGUGGUGAUUUUGAAGGAAAUAGGUACAUGAGUUGUAUGCUGGCAUGGGCGGCCGAGAAAGAUAUCGAUUGGGCGGUUUGGGCGCUUACCGGAGUUUAUUAUUUCCGUGAAGGCAAACGUGGUGUAGUUGAAGCUUACGGUAUGUUAGAUGCGAACUGGCACCAUGUUCAUAACCAUACUUAUCUCCAGAGACUCUCCGUCAUUCAACCACCACAUAAAGGACCCGGUAUAAAGCACAAUCAUCACAAGAAAAUAUUCCAUCCGUUAACCGGACUGUGUCUAGUGAGAAAAUCACCGUGCUAUGAGUCAGAACUCACGUUGGGUCCAUGCACAAAGGACGAGCCGUGGAGUUAUUCUCAUGGAGACAGACUUGAAAUCAAAGGAGGUCACAAAUCUUGUGUAGAAGGCGAAACAUCCGUUGGAAGUAGCGUUAAACUCGGCAAGAAGUGCACAAAGAUUAAGCGAAUAUCGGCCACAAAGAUGCAUUUGUCGUUCAAGAAUAACGAUGGUUUGUUGGUAUGCUUAGACGUGGAUUCGGAUAACAAUGUUGUUGCUAAUCAUUGCAAAUGUUUGACUGGAGAUAUUAGUUGCGAACCUGCAAGCCAAUGGUUUAAAAUCUUCUGAGGUAUGUUUAUUGAUUUUAGUUAUGAGAAUAAACAAAAGUGCAUAGAAUAAAUUACGAUUACUGGAUUGAUUGUGUUUCUUUUUUUUUGGGUUCGAGAAGACGA